GCUCACCUCCAAGACUGUUUUCAGCGGUUGGAGCAGUGACCAGUCGCCGCCUCCGACGCAGGCUCUUCCAAUACUGCCGACCGCCUCAGUGCAUUGGAGAUGCACGUCGGCUCACUCCAGGAUGACGCACAGUUACAGCUCACCGCGACGCAACAGUUGCAGCAGCGGGUCUGUACCACCGCCACUACCUCGAGUACGGAGCCACGCGAGACAACUCCAAAGUUUGACGGGCAAGAGAUCUUCUGCGACUCCAUGAAGACAAAUCUGAUUCCACGGUUCAGCAAGUUCGAGCUCACGCUGCAGCUGUUCAACGUCAAGGAACACAAGCAUCACGCCUACUUGUACUCUCGUUCAGGGGGCGCGUGCCAGGCUUGGUUGGGCAACCUCCUGUCCAAGUACGGAGUAGUAGCGGCCGACUUGCACACCAAGAUCAGUUGGGAUGAUCUGAAGGCGGCGUGGCACAAGCGGUUCCAGGUGGAGCCGCCAGAGAUCAAAGCCAUGGACAAACUCAUGGUCUUCGAGCAAGGCACGCUGCCAAAUACGGACUGGAUCGCCGAGUACCAACGCUUGACGUCAUGUCCGACAUUAAGCAAUGCCCUGACUCAUGUCGAGGACACCUUGACGACGACGGCGGAGUUGUUCGACAAGGCUGCACAGAUCAUUAUCACGAACAAGGAGGCCAAGAACCUCCGUUCAUCUACGUCAGGCCCGAGCAGGGACCAGCAUCGGCCAAGAGUGGCCGUGGUUGCAGCGGCACCGCCGUUAGACCAAACCAGCGAGGCUGUGUCUGCCAGUGAAGGGGACAUAUUCGCAGCCUCCCGGGAAGGUGAGCGCCCCGGCAGAGGCCGAGGACGCGGGUUGCCCAUUSAAAGGCAAGGGCAGACAGGRAAACURAGCACCGCCGAGAGUGACRCGACGACACUCUCGACGCCUUCGGAACUGGUUUCUUCGCGAGUAACCAGCCUUCAUUCCGAGGCGCACGCGGAAGUCGACAGUCCUCCGUUUCUACUUUCUUUUGAGGACUAUGCUGCCCGACUCGUUCCAACGUUGGGUACUCAAGCUCAAGGACAAGGAGUGUGUGCGGUUUCUUCUUCAUCCGGCAACAGCGACAGAUCGUCUUCAAGUGGUUCGUCACGGGAUUCGGCGUGCGAGUUCAAUAUAGAGGCAUUGGACCCGCUCACGUGUGAGGACUUUGCAUGGCUUCCUCUCCCAACCACAGGCUGUUUGUCGGGACCGCAAUGCGCAACACUUAGCGCUAAUCUUCACACUUACAUAUCCUUCUAUGCACCACCAACUUCGCCAACGGAUGACGAAGUCGCGGUGGGGGACAUCCUGGCAUAUACUACCAAGGUGGCCCGCGAGUUUCGCACGCAGCGGUACGAUGACAACAACGCACCGCUCAUGUAUGUCCGCAUUCAAGUUGGGCAAGCGUCCUGCAGCGCUUUGCUGGAUAGCGGCGCGUCUCGCAACUUCAUGAGCCAGUCUUUUAUGCAAAGGGCUGGCCUUGGCGCACAAGUUCGAAGGAAGGCCAACCCGACGGCGAUCAAGUUGGCGGAUGGUAAGACGCAACAACUUCUCGACCGUUACAUCGAGGCCUUACCGGUCUACUUCGCACCUCAUGCAUGCGAACCGGUGACAUUCGAUAUUCUCGACACAGACUUCGACAUUAUUCUGGGAAUGCCUUGGCUUGCAAGUGCGGAGCACACGGUCAACUUCCAUUGGCGGACUCUUAGCGUUCGCGACGCCUUCGGCGCGGAAGUGGCGUGUACUAUUCCUCUACCGCACUCUUCGAUCCGGUGCCAAGUAGUGACGGCCAAAUCAUUCCGGGCGACUUGCACUUACGAGCAGCCCGAGGAGAUCGGCCUCUGUUUCCUACAGACCGUCGCGGUAGCCGACUCUUCACCCACGGACUUGUCUUCGGAUCCCCGUGUGGUACAGUUGCUGGACGAGUUCGCCGACAUCUUCGAGUCACCUACAGGUGUGGUGCCGGGUCGGCCGAUCUCUCACGAGAUCAUUCUUGAGGUCGGUGCCGUGCCGCCGAAAGGUUGCAUCUAUCGGAUGAGCGAGGAGGAGCUUGAGAUCCUCCGCGCACAACUCGAUGAUUUGUUGGCCAAGGGCUGGAUCCGCCCGAGUAGCUCCCCAUAUGGAGCAUCAGUUCUCUUCGUCAGGAAGAAGAACAAGGAUCUACGAUUGUGUAUCGACUACCGCAAGCUCAACGCGCAAACCAUCAAGAAUGCGGGGCCUCUUCCUCGCAUCGAUGAUCUUCUCGAGCGGCUGGGCGGCGCGAAGUAUUUUUCCAAGUUGGAUUUGAAAUCGGGAUAUCAUCAAAUGUCAAUCCAGCCGAACGAUCGCUACAAGACCGCGUUCAAGACACGGUACGGGCAUUUUGAGUGGGUGGUCAUGCCUUUUGGCCUCACCAACGCCCCGGCGACCUUUCAGGCGGCGAUGACCAAUGAGUUUCGUGCAAUGUUGGACCGGUUCGUGCUGGUCUACUUAGACGAUAUUCUCGUCUAUAGCCGGUCAUUGGAGGAUCAUCUGGGGCAUCUUCGACAAGUGUUGGAGACACUCCGCUACGCCAAGUACAGGGCCAACCGCGACAAGUGUGAAUUUGUCCGGCAAGAGCUGGAAUACUUGGGCCAUUUUGUCACACCGGAGGGCAUCAGUCCACUAUCGGACAAGAUUCAGGCAAUCCAAGAGUGGUCGGAGCCUCGGAACGUCACGGAUGUCCGCUCAUUCCUCAGUCUUACCGGCUACUAUCAGCGCUUCAUCAAAGGUUACUCCAAGAUCGCGGCCCACUUGAACAAGCUUCAGUGCGAGGAUCGGCCGUUUGACUUCGGAGAGGAGGCGCGAGGAUCAUUCUUCGCUCUCAAAGCCGCGCUAUUGUCUACGGAGGUCUUGCGGAUAUAUGACCCGCUCGCGCCUACACGUGUCACUAUGGAUGCGUCAGGCUAUGGCAUUGGUGCAGUCCUCGAGCAACAUGAUGGUGUGGACUGGCACCCGGUCGAAUACUUCAGCAAGAAAGUGCCUCUUGUGCAUUCCAUUGAUGAUGCACGCAAGAAGGAGCUCCUCGCCUUCAUCCACGCGCUCAAGCGGUGGCGGCACUUCCUCCUUGGUCGAAGCCAGUUUCGAUGGGUCACGGACAACAAUCCGUUGGUCUUCUACAAGACCCAAGACACCGUCAACAGCACCAUCGCUCGAUGGAUGGCUUUCAUCGACCAGUUCGACUUCUUUCCCGAUCACAUUCCCGGGAAGUCGAACCGUUUUGCGGAUGCUCUCUCACGGCGUCCGGAUCAUUGUACCGUAGUCUACUCGACCUUCGAGAUUGACGACGACCUGCGGAACAGUUUCAUCCGCGGCUACCAAGCCGACCCCGAGUUUCGCGACAAGUACGCGAAUUGCUCCUCUCCUAAUCCGGCUCCUUCUCACUACCGGAUCCAAGAGGGGUACUUGCUUGUCCACACGCGGGGGAAGGACCUUCUUUGCCGAUUUUGGUGGCCCGGCCUUCUCGGCGACGUCACUCGCUAUUGCGAGUCAUGCGAGGUUUGCCGACGCUGCAAAUCCCGCAACCAUCGUCUGUACGGUGAGUUACGACCAUUGCCAGUCCCGUUGCGGCGAAGGGAAGCGAUUGCCAUGCACAUUACCGGCCCGUUCCCCAAGCACAAGACCGGAGUGGAUGGGAUUCUCACGGUGGUCGACAGACUCACCAAGUUCGCCAUGUUUUUGCCUUGUCGCUAUCAUGCCAAGGCACCGGAGUUUGUCGAGGUUCUUUACGCCGGUUGGAUUCGCACCAAGGGUUACCCCAACGAGAUCGUCUGCGACCGCGACACUCGGUUCAUGUCCGAUUUUUGGUUGGCGCUCAUCAAGCGAUGGGGCUCAUCUCUCAAGCCCAGUUCAGCUCGCCACCCUCAGACCGAUGGCCAGACGGAGAGGGCGCAUCAGACCGCACAGGUUCUCCUUCGCACUCUCAUCCGCCCCGACCAGAAAGACUGGGUUGAGCGGCUGUCGGACGUCGAGUUGGCCUACAACUCUUCCAUCCACCCGGCUAUUGGGAUAUCGCCCUUCGAGUUCGAGCAUGGCUCGCCGGUCACAUCACCGUUGGACACUAUUACUCCACGCACGGCCGAGAGCGACGACUAUCUUAUUUUCUUGCGUCGGAUGCAAGAGCUUCUUGUCAAGGCACGCGACCAGAUGGCUAAGACGCAACAGCGCAUGAGCCAGCAGGCCAAUCGCCAGCGUCUUCCUUGUCCAUUCCGCGUCGGGGACCUCGUCUGGGUUUCCGUCGCGGAAUUCAGCCUUGAACAAGACGUCUCUCGCAAGCUCCUUCCGAAAUGGAUGGGGCCUUGGCCGAUCAUAGAGACCGCUGGGGACGCCCCCGAAGGACCCUCCUUCACGAUUCAGGUGCCUAGCCACUUGCCUGUCUACCCAGUCUUUCAUUGCUCCAAACUGGCUCUCUACACGCCAGCGGAUCAUGACGAUUUUCCCGGGAGACGUACGCAAGACCCACCUUCUAUGGAUGGUUUUCAGGAGGUCGGCGACAUCAUCUCCCAGCGACGCUUUGGCAACAAGCCAACUGAGUACUUAGUGCAUUUUGCAUACUGCACACACCGAGCUGACCGAUGGUUAACCCGUGCGGAACUUCAAGCAACAGCUCCAGACGUUCUCGCACGCUACGAACGCAAGAUGCAAGGCAAGCUGGUUUCUUUGGCUCCCCGCCGCGCCCGCGUCCAGGUUCCACCUUCAGAUCGACGGCUUCGCCCUCGCCCCGGCUUGACUUCAUAAGGAGGGGGGGGUGUUACAUGCUGCGCGUGCACACGCAG
Chara braunii is the source of this 4817-nucleotide messenger RNA. The record is from the annotation of a GenBank genome assembly. NCBI's taxonomy places the organism in Eukaryota, Viridiplantae, Streptophyta, Charophyceae, Charales, Characeae.